Molecule: messenger RNA, 2739 nt
Organism: Drosophila willistoni
Lineage: Eukaryota; Metazoa; Arthropoda; Insecta; Diptera; Drosophilidae
Product: heat shock protein 83
Exons: 2
Coding region: 23-2188 (721 amino acids)
Biological process (GO): cellular response to heat; protein folding; protein stabilization
Cellular component (GO): cytosol; perinuclear region of cytoplasm; plasma membrane
Molecular function (GO): ATP binding; disordered domain specific binding; ATP-dependent protein folding chaperone
Source: RefSeq, a predicted model, not a curated record
AUUUUUUAAAAAAUUAAACAAGAUGCCAGAAGAAACAGAAACCUUUGCCUUCCAGGCUGAGAUUGCUCAGCUUAUGUCGCUGAUCAUCAACACAUUCUAUUCAAACAAGGAGAUCUUCUUGCGUGAACUGAUUUCGAAUGCAUCGGAUGCCCUCGAUAAGAUUCGUUAUGAAUCGUUGACAGAUUCCACCAAACUGGAGUCCGGCAAGGAAUUGUACAUCAAGUUGAUUCCCAACAAGACGGCCGGCACCUUGACCAUCAUUGAUACGGGCAUUGGCAUGACCAAAUCGGAUUUGGUUAACAAUUUGGGUACAAUUGCCAAAUCUGGUACCAAAGCCUUUAUGGAAGCGCUGCAGGCUGGCGCUGACAUUUCCAUGAUUGGUCAAUUUGGUGUGGGUUUCUAUUCGGCAUAUUUGGUGGCCGAUAAGGUUACGGUGACCUCCAAGAAUAACGAUGAUGAGCAAUACAUCUGGGAAUCGUCGGCUGGUGGCUCCUUCACGGUGAAGGCUGAUAACUCUGAGCCUCUGGGACGUGGUACCAAGAUCGUGCUGUACAUUAAGGAGGAUCAGACCGAUUAUCUGGAGGAGAGCAAGAUCAAGGAGAUUGUGAACAAGCAUUCCCAGUUCAUUGGCUAUCCCAUCAAAUUGCUGGUCGAGAAGGAGCGCGAAAAGGAAGUCAGCGACGAUGAGGCCGAUGAUGAGACCAAGGAGGGUGAUGACAAGGAGAAGGAGAAGAAGGAAAUGGAAACCGAUGAGCCAAAAAUUGAAGACGUUGGCGAGGAUGAAGAUGCCGAGAAGAAGGAGGGCGAUGCCAAGAAGAAGAAGACCAUCAAGGAGAAAUACACCGAGGAUGAAGAGUUGAAUAAGACGAAACCCAUUUGGACUCGCAAUCCCGAUGAUAUCAGCCAGGAGGAAUACGGAGAGUUCUACAAAUCUCUGACCAACGAUUGGGAGGACCAUCUGGCGGUGAAACACUUCUCCGUUGAGGGUCAACUGGAGUUCCGUGCCCUGCUCUUCAUUCCUCGUCGCACUCCCUUCGAUCUCUUCGAGAAUCAAAAGAAACGCAACAACAUCAAGCUCUAUGUCCGUCGUGUCUUCAUCAUGGACAACUGUGAGGAUCUGAUUCCCGAGUACUUGAACUUCAUCAAGGGUGUGGUCGACUCUGAGGAUUUGCCUUUGAACAUUUCCCGUGAGAUGUUGCAGCAGAACAAAGUCCUGAAGGUCAUCCGCAAGAAUCUCGUGAAGAAGACCAUGGAGCUCAUUGAGGAGUUGUCCGAGGAUAAGGAGAACUACAAGAAGUUCUAUGAUCAGUUCAGCAAAAAUCUGAAAUUGGGUGUCCACGAGGAUAGCAACAAUCGUGCCAAAUUGGCCGAUUUCCUGCGUUUCCAUACAUCAGCAUCGGGUGAUGACUUCUGCUCCCUCUCCGACUACGUGUCCCGCAUGAAGGAGACCCAGAAGCAUAUCUACUUCAUCACUGGCGAGUCCAAGGACCAGGUCAGCAACUCUGCAUUUGUGGAGCGUGUCAAGGCUCGUGGCUUCGAGGUGGUCUACAUGACCGAACCCAUCGAUGAGUAUGUGAUCCAGCACUUAAAGGAAUACAAGGGCAAGCAGCUGGUCUCUGUGACCAAGGAGGGUCUGGAGUUGCCCGAAGACGAGGCCGAAAAGAAGAAGCGUGAGGAGGAUAAGGCCAAGUUCGAGAGUUUGUGCAAACUCAUGAAAUCCAUUCUGGACAACAAAGUCGAGAAGGUCGUGGUAUCCAAUCGUCUGGUGGAUUCGCCAUGCUGUAUUGUCACCUCUCAGUUCGGCUGGUCCGCCAACAUGGAGCGCAUCAUGAAGGCCCAGGCUCUGCGUGACACCUCCACCAUGGGCUACAUGGCCGGCAAGAAGCAUUUGGAAAUCAAUCCCGAUCAUCCCAUCGUAGAGACUCUGCGCCAGAAGGCCGAUGCCGACAAGAAUGACAAAGCUGUCAAGGAUUUGGUCAUCUUGCUGUUUGAGACCUCGCUGCUAUCCUCUGGUUUCUCCCUGGACAGUCCCACAGUCCAUGCUAGCCGCAUUUAUCGCAUGAUCAAACUGGGCUUGGGCAUUGAUGAGGAUGAGCCCAUGACCACCGAAGACAACCAGAGUGCGGGCGAUGCUGCCGAUCUCUUGGAUGACACUGAAGAUGCUUCUCACAUGGAGGAGGUCGAUUAAGCUACCAAAUAGUUACUAAAUUAAUGUCCUCCCGCACAUUUAAACACACACACACACAAACACCCACCCACCCACACACACACGCACGAACAUCCUCGCAACAACUCAAAUUAUGUAUCAAAAUUUUUAGGUUUUUUUUUGUUUUUUCUUUCUUUUGCUGCCGCGUUGUAAGCGGCAGUCCAAAUCAUUCACACAUACUUCAGAUACGGACAUAUAUAUAUAUAUAUAGAUAUAUUUUAUACGCUUAAGUAAUCAGUCAAAGUAGUCACCCCCGCACCACCUCAUCCAAAUCAUACAAAUCAUACUAAGCAGUUGUCGUCAAAGAAAGUUGCCCCUCAUUUGAUCCAUCAUAUAUAAUAUAUUUUAUAUGUUAACUUACUCACUAAGACUUACUUCUAGUUGAUAUAGCCAUAUAUUACCGAAAUAAUGGAAAAUGUUUGGACUUAACAAUUGAUUGAAUCGAUGAUAUAAUUAUAUAAAUAUAUAUUUAAAAAAAAAAGUAAACUAUAAUAAUAAAAGAACCAGCAAAAGUCCUUAAAGAAUAACGAAAA